This is a messenger RNA of Erythranthe guttata (spotted monkey flower), 1000 nucleotides long. Lineage: Eukaryota; Viridiplantae; Streptophyta; Magnoliopsida; Lamiales; Phrymaceae. The record is from RefSeq and is a predicted model, not a curated record.
UAUCAAUCACCCCUGCAGACAUACACAGAAAAAAGAAUUUAUUAUGGCGGUGCCGGAAAAGAGAUCAUGUGGUGCAGACACGGCGGCGGCGGCGGCGGCGGAGGAGGAGGAGAGGUUGUUGAUGGAGGAGAUGACUGUAUUGGAUUUCGACAUGCUCUGCUCAACAGUUGCCAUGCAGGCGCACAAGGGUAAAUGGGGAAAGUUGAACGGAGUUAAUAAUAAAGAAGAAGAAGAAGAAGACAAUCUUGAUUCGGAUUAUGAUUAUGGAGGAGGAGGAGUUCAUAGAAUGUGGGAAGGUGAUCUUGUUUAUGACUUCUUACAACAUCGACCAAUCGCUCUUCAAUCCACCUGUUGCCCAUGUUACAGAUUUGGCAAGAAUAUGAGACGAGCUGGAUUUGGUUCUUGUUUUGUCCAGGGAUUCAUUUACUUGGUUCUUGCACUCGUUGCCCUGUUCAGCCUAGUCGCGUUCAUCGUUACCAGAAGAUGCUAUUUUCUGUAUCUGUGUAUUUCCUUCACUGUCUCAGCUGGUUUAUAUCUCGGGUACUACCGAAUCCAGAUUAGAAACAAGUUCAACGUUAAAGGUGGGGAAAGUUCUUUCGACGAUUGUGUUUACCAUCUCAUUUGUCCCUGCUGUACUAUAUCUCAGGAGUCGAGGACAAUGGAGAUGAACAAUGUCGAAGAUGGGAUAUGGCAUGGCAGAGGAGACAGUGCUAUAUGCAUCGGAAGCAAACCUUUUAUUAAUGUCUCAACAAAAUCUCCAGAAUUCACUACCAUGCAGAAAAUUACCUCAAAUAAUUAGUGACAGCGCUCGUUUAUCAGCCUGAGUGAUCAUUACGACUCGUAUUUCUGUAUCAUGUGCUGAUAUAGUGAAUUAUCGAAGGGGUCUUGAGUAAUUUGCUUUAGCAUCCCAAUUAAUGUAAACUUGUAAUUCAACGAGGAAAUAAUCGACGAGAUUCUGUACCAUUUCUAUUUUUAUUAUUAUUUUGUAUCAGUGGCACAA